Molecule: messenger RNA, 2458 nt
Organism: Polistes canadensis
Lineage: Eukaryota; Metazoa; Arthropoda; Insecta; Hymenoptera; Vespidae
Product: unconventional myosin-Ie-like
Exons: 11
Coding region: 1-2391 (796 amino acids)
Biological process (GO): vesicle transport along actin filament; actin filament organization
Cellular component (GO): actin cytoskeleton; vesicle; plasma membrane
Molecular function (GO): actin filament binding; microfilament motor activity; ATP binding
Source: RefSeq, a predicted model, not a curated record
AUGGAUAAUCCAUUGCACGAUACUUCGAAAGAAGAAUACGUAGCGGAAAAUAUACGAUGGACACCCAUAGAAUAUUUUAACAAUGCAAUAGUAGUUGAAUUAUUGGAAGGUAAAAGACCACCGGGAUUAUUUUUGGUAUUAGAUGACGUUUGUGCAACGCUUCAUGGCAGUAGUACUGGUGCUGAUGCUGGUUUACAAAAGAAAUUGACGAUUGCAGCGAACCAGCACGCGCACUUUCAAAAUACAGCCGAAGGUUUCGCCAUUCUUCACUAUGCCGGAGUCGUAUCCUACUCGGUCGAUGGUUUCUGCGAUAAAAACCGUGACGUACUUUUCCUAGACUUGAUAGAACUGAUGCAGACGAGUACAAACCCUUUGGUACGUAAUCUUUAUCCACCUGAAAGAGAUAUUUACAAAACGAAGACAUUACAAAAAUCUCGGCCAACAACGGCCGGAAAUAAAAUAAGAACUCAAGCAAGCCGUUUGGUUGGACAAUUAAUGAAGUGUACGCCGCAUUACAUUCGUUGUAUAAAACCUAACGAAACGAAAAAACCUAGGGAUUGGGAUCAGGUCAGAGUCAAACAUCAGGUCGAGUAUUUAGGUUUAAAGGAAAAUAUCAGAGUACGCAGAGCAGGAUUCGCUUAUCGAAGACCAUUCGAAAAAUUUCUUCACAGAUAUGCGAUUCUGACAAAAGAAACCUGGCCACGUUGGACCGGAGACGAGAAACGUGGCGUGGAAUACAUACUUGGAAGUAUUAGCAUUGAUAGAUCGCAAUAUCAACUUGGAAGAUCCAAAUUAUUCAUCAAGGCACCCGAAACGCUUUUCAUGUUGGAAGAAGCAAGGGAUCGAAAAUACAAUUUGUACGCGCGAAUAAUUCAAAAAGCGUUUAAAAAAUAUUUCACGCGAAAGAGACAGGCCCAACAAAAACAGGAAGCUGCCGAUUUGUUGUUCGGUCAUAAGGAACGGAGACGGGCAAGUUUGAAUCGAAACUUUGUGGGUGAUUAUAUAGGAAUGGAGGCCAAACCAUUGACGAUGAAUUUAAUUGGCAGAAGAGAGAAGGUCUUAUUCGCAGAAAUUGUUAAGAAAUAUGACAGAAGGUUUAAGUUAUGCAGAAGAGAUCUUUUGCUUACCGGUAAAUUCCUAUAUUUGAUUGGUCGUGAACAAAUCAAAAAGGGUCCUGAAAAAGGUAAAACCGUGGAAAUAAUCAAAAGAAAAUUAUCAUUCGAACAAAUAAGUUACGUUUCAUUGAGCACGCUACAAGAUGACUUCGUUGUAAUACAUACUAAAGAGGAUUAUGCUAGUCUAUUGGAAUUAGUCUUCAAGACGGAAUUCUUAUCCUUGUUAAGUAAAAAAUAUAUGGAAGAAGUUGGACACGCUUUGAUAAUAAGAUUUAAUAAUAAUAUAGAGUACAAGGUUAAGAAAGAGGGUUGGGGUGGUGGAGGUACGAGACAAUUAAUAUUCAAUCAAAUCGAUUAUAGUGAUAAGGAAAUAUUGAAAUCAAGUGGAAAGAUCUUGAAUGUUAGUAUCGGACCAGGUUUACCCAGUACUACUAAACCAAAUCCGAAUAGAUCGACUACCAUGAAUUUUCAUACGAUUUACAAAGAAAAUACUAACAAUUUUCAAAGUUCUCGUAAUAUUGGGAAAACGGUCAAUCAAAUGAGUCAAAUGAGAACAAUAGAAAAUACGGAUCGUGGAGGAAACGAUCAGACUUGUUCGAUUAGAUCGAAUAUCUCAACUAGAACUCCUGAUUUACAACCUAUCGCAGCUACAAGAAACGUUAAUACUAACACGUUGAAUACCGUUUCUAAUGGUAGACCAAGCAUACCACCUAAUCGACCAAAUAUUAGGCCAACGCUAUUUCAAAACAGUACCAAAGAUACUACUACUAAGAGUACAAAUAAACAACCCAACAAAUUGCAGAGUUCAAUCACGAUGAUGGGAAUGUUCACGAAUCCUGGUGGUGGUCCACGUGGUUUGUUAAAAUUUCCCCCACCACCAACGGACCCACCACCGAUGCAAGAUAACACAAGAUACUCGUCUGGAUUUAAAUUACCUCCGUUAAAUACUAAAGAAUAUAACAAUAAUAAUAACAAGGAUCAACAUUUUUUAAAUAGUAGAAUAAAACGUAUCGAAGGUGGUGGAGCUAGUGCUAAAGAUAUAAAUGUAUCACGUAAUACGGUUAAUCCUAAUCAAAUGCGUCCGCAAAAACCACCUCCACCAAAUUUACCUAAGGUCAAGGCAAUUUAUGAUUACAGCCCACAAGAUCUCGAUGAGCUUACAUUAAAGGAAGGUGACGUAAUCGAAGUAAUCAAAGAACACGAGGGUGGAUGGUGGCACGGAAGACUGAAAGGAAAAACUGGCCUUUUUCCUUCGAAUUACGUAGCAAAAGUGUAGAAUAUUAGCUGAAAUUAAAUUCAAAUCUAAUCGUUAGUAAAUUUGUAUAAGAAAUAAAAAACUAUUA